CUAAGCAUAAUGGGUACGUCAGUUCGCUUGUACGAAAUAGUACGACUACCUACUACGUGGCACAAAUAUACAGACAUUCUGAUUUUACAUAUACACUACGUUUGGAUAUUAUUCAUCCCAUUGCUAUUUUUCAAAUCUAUCAGACACGAUAUGGAAAAAAAUGUUUUUAUAAUCUUUUUUAUUCCGUUUGUUUUCGUGUGCUUACAAAAGGAAAUAAAUGCAUACCCCGAAGGGACAAAAGCUCAAAUCAGAAUGUUCAAACGUAUUCAACGAAAACAACCUUGGGAAGACAUGUGGUUCGAUGAGUUCGGCGGUGAAGAUAAUUGGAUGCCUAAAGAUAUAAUAUGGUCUCAAGAUUAUACAGUUGGGACAAUGAGUAGGCUGCGAAUGAUCUCUCCGAUGUUGGGAUGCUCUUACGGCGUAGAAUUACAAUGGUUUCUCCGGCUGGCCCUUGAAUCAAUUGAUGCAUGUAACGAGUUGCAGCAAAACGAAAAUGUCAUUGAAGAUUGCAGGUCGGAAGUUAGAAGAAGCAUAGAAAAAGAUCCAUUUUACCAAGCACUGUCGCUGCUCGAAGACUUUUAUACGGGACAAACCGAAGAAAUAUUUUCUGGAAUUGUACCUGGAGGGUUAAAAUUCAACACACUGCUCAUGAAAGGUGCUGAAUCUUUAGGAAACUUUCUGGUGUCUACGUGUAGUCCAAAAUGCCAAUUAUUUGACGUACGAGCAAUAAAAGACGCUCAUGCUGCUGAAGGUCAUACAGAUUAUAUCUAUUUGUUUUGUGUAACCAAAUUAGAUUCUUACACAGAUUUCAUCGACGAUCACUUGACCAAGCUUCGACUAACUCCUUGGUAACCAACAGCUCAAUCAAUGCUAUAGAAACCGUGUGGUGAACACGGUUUUUGUAUUUUAGUAAUUACAAAUUUUUUUUUUCUUCGUAUAAAUAAAAUUCAGUAUACGUACAUUUUAAUAAA
Molecule: messenger RNA, 971 nt
Organism: Adelges cooleyi (spruce gall adelgid)
Lineage: Eukaryota; Metazoa; Arthropoda; Insecta; Hemiptera; Adelgidae
Exons: 2
Coding region: 10-852 (280 amino acids)
Source: RefSeq, a predicted model, not a curated record